This is a messenger RNA of Xenopus laevis (African clawed frog), 1730 nucleotides long. It is a transcript of the gene pde6g.S, whose product is annotated as phosphodiesterase 6G S homeolog. Gene Ontology annotation, biological process: positive regulation of epidermal growth factor receptor signaling pathway; visual perception; positive regulation of G protein-coupled receptor signaling pathway. Gene Ontology annotation, molecular function: 3',5'-cyclic-nucleotide phosphodiesterase activity; cGMP binding. The transcript has 4 exons. Bases 243 to 506 code for a protein of 87 amino acids. Gene Ontology annotation, cellular component: photoreceptor outer segment membrane; photoreceptor outer segment. Lineage: Eukaryota; Metazoa; Chordata; Amphibia; Anura; Pipidae. The record is from RefSeq and is a predicted model, not a curated record.
UGUCGGUCAUUUUCUGUGUGCGCGCGCGCGAUACGGAGAUGAGCGUUUAGCGGCAUAGCACCACGUGACAGCCCAGGGGAAAAAAAUCUGCUUGUGGUGACGCAGGAAAGUGUUACGUAUUCGGUACAACAAGUCCAAGAUUGUUGGAGAGGUGGCUAGCAUAGCUCUCCAUUCAGGUGGUGUUUGCAGAAAUUUAUAGACUUACCAUUUGAGUCCAGUUGCUGAUAACCUCCACGUUUACCAUGAAUUUGGAGCCAGCCAAGCCUGAAAUAAAAUCAGCUACCCGUGUGACAGGGGGACCUGCCACGCCUAGGAAAGGACCCCCAAAGUUCAAACAGCGCCAGACCAGGCAGUUUAAAAGCAAACCUCCCAAGAAAGGAGUGCAGGGAUUUGGAGAUGAUAUCCCAGGGAUGGAGGGCCUGGGAACAGACAUCACUGUUAUUUGCCCUUGGGAAGCCUUCAACCACCUGGAGCUGCACGAGCUGGCCCAGUAUGGCAUUAUCUAGACAUUCUUGUAUAUGUCCCUACACAAGCCCUGUUCUGCAGGGAGAAAGCAUGUGUAAGUCUAAAGCAUCCAGCUCUCUGCUUUGAGAUCUGUGCAAUCAUCUUUCUGUCCUGGCACAGAUGCAUGACCACAUCCCAGCUGUUCUCUUUUGUACAUGUGUGCAAUGACCUUACGCAAUUCCACUUACAUGGUUGUCACAAUGUGAGUUUUUGUAGAAGAACAGAGGUUAUGUAAACUUUGUAAUUUCUUUCCUUCUAAAUUAGUAUCAGCCCUGUAAUCCUGCAAAAUGGGCAACCCACAGUAUCUCUUCUUAUCUACUGUUUUAGCCAGCUUCUCCCUCUUCCUAACAUCUCUAAUUCUGACUUUUCUCUAUUCAUUUUCUUUGCUUUAACUCAAAUCCUGGUUUAAUGUAAUAUUCAUUUUUACUGACCCUUCCAAAAAUGUCUGUGAUCAUACUAUAUUUGUCUCUACUUCCAUACUGAAAAAAGCAGAGGCAGAGGAAAUGGGGGGUUGUGAGAUCAUUGGCCCAAAUUACAUUUUGAUUGCUGCUUUAAAAACACUAUUUGUUAUGAAAGAUUGUAUUCUGAACAAAUGCCCCUAGAACUAUAAUAAUAUUCCCCUUAACGCACACACUGGUGGCUCCAGGGCUGCUUCUUGCAUGUCCCAGUGCUGACCCCUAAUGCCUCAUCAACAUUUUUUGUUUUAACUGAGUGCAAUUUGGUUCUGGCUGCUGAAAUUGCACAGUUAAUAUUGUACUAUGAGAGAAAAACAAGUCUAAGCAUAAAUGUGGUAGCAUGCAGCACCCCUGAUCCAGUUGGGUAAAAACUUCAAUCUGCACAAGGCCAAAACCUUACACUCACAUAUUCCUACCUGGCAAUAAACCAAUCCAAUAUAAUUUCCUAUCUAGUUUAUUGUCAAAAGCUUUUAUGCAGAUUAUUAGUUGUCCAUUAUAAAUUAAUCUAUAUUUAGUUUGUGCAGUGCCCAUUAAUCUAUCAAUUCCAUGCUGUACUAAUCCUUCGUGUCCAAAUCACAAAUAAAGCUAAUCUUUGUAUAUGUUCCCCCCCCCAGUGUCUCAGCCCUUUCUCUCCUCCCCAUAUAAAUCUUUUGUAAUCUGUACAAGUAAUCCUUGCACUGCACAACUGUUUUAUAAGAUAAAGGAUAAUGUGUGAGUUUAAAUCCUGUGGCAACAAAAGUGUUUUGAAAAUAAACACAGUGAUACAAAUGA